Messenger RNA from Zootoca vivipara (common lizard), 2857 nucleotides. It is a transcript of the gene FBXO21, whose product is annotated as F-box protein 21. The record is from RefSeq and is a predicted model, not a curated record. NCBI's taxonomy places the organism in Eukaryota, Metazoa, Chordata, Lepidosauria, Squamata, Lacertidae. Gene Ontology annotation, molecular function: protein binding; DNA binding.
GGGCCGCUCAGGUAAACAGGCAAGAUGGCGGCGCCGGAGAGGGCGAGCGAGGCGGAGACUGGCCCCGCGGAGACGGAGGCGGACGGACCGGAGGGGUUGGUUCUGCCGCUUCCUCCUCCUCCUCCUCCAGGGCCUGGGCCGGCCCCUCCGAGCCUGGCGGAGCUGCCGGGGGAGCUUCUGGAGCUAAUCGCGUGCUGCGGCCCGUUGAACGCCUCCGACGUGGCCCACCUGGCCUGCACCUGCCGCCGCCUCAGGGAGGCCUGCCAGCCCCGAGGGAAGGUCUGGAGGGAGCAGCUCCGGCUCAGGUGGCCAUCACUUAUGAAAUAUUAUAACCAGGUGGACAGCGUGAAUUGGCUGGAGGAAUACAAACAACGGCAUAAAGCUGGCUUGGAAGCUCAGAGAAUCGUAGCAUCAUUCUCCAAAAGGUUCUUUUCGGAUCAUGUGCCCUGUGACGGCUUCACUGAUAUUGAAACCCUCGAGUGCCCAAGCCACUUCUUUGAGGAUGAGCUGAUGUCCAUCCUUAAUAUGGAAGGAAGGAAAGGCCUGACGUGGAAGUACUAUGCAAAGAAAAUCCUUUACUUCAUGCGGCAGCAAAACAUAUUGAAGAAACUGAAGGUGUAUCUUCAGCGCCCAGCGGAUGAGCAGUGCUUUUUGGAAGGGGCUGUAUUGAUUGACCAGUAUUGCAACCCACUGUCGGACAUCUGCCUAGAAAGCGUCCAGGCCCAGGUUGACGAUAUUGUGGCCAAAGUUCGUAAAUUCCUGAAAUCGAAAAACUCUAGGCACCCAAGUGUGACCCAAAAAGCAGGGGAGGCCUUGAUCGUCUCUCAGGGGGAGCUUCAGAGGCAGGUCCUCGAUGCCAUGAACUACGUCCUCUACGAGCAAUUGAAAUACAAAGGGAACGAGGUGGAUUACUACAAUUCCCUGAAUUCAUACAUUCGCCAGGUUUUGAUCCACAGGACUGGAAUCCCAAUCAGCUUGUCGGUGCUUUACUUGACAAUUGCCAGGCAGUUGGGUGUGCGGCUGGAGCCUGUCAACUUUCCCAGCCACUUUCUGCUCAGAUGGUGCCAAGGGACAGAAGGAAGCACAAACAUCUUUGACUAUGCCUAUAUCGACGCUUUUGGGAAGGGGAAGCAGCUCACUGUGAAAGAGUGCGAGUACUUGAUCGGGCACCACGUAACCGAGGAAUUUUACGGUGUGGCAACAGCAAAGGAUGUUUUGCAGCGAAUGGUGGGCAACUUGUUGAACAUCGGGAAGCGGGAAAGCACCGAUCAGUCCUACCAGCUCCUGCGAGACUCCUUGGAUCUGUACCUGGCCAUGUACCCAGACAACGUGCAGCAUCUCAUGCUCCAGGCUCGAUUAUACUUCCACCUGGGAAUCUGGCCAGAGAAGGUGCUGGACAUCUUGCAACACAUCCAAGCGCUGGACCCCUCCCAGCACGGAGCAGUGGGCUAUUUAGUUCAGCAUACUCUAGAGCACAUUGAACGCCGGAAAGAGGAAGCAGGGCCUGACGUGAAGCUCCACUCGGAGGAGAAACACAAAGACGUCUGCUAUUCUGUCGGCUUGAUUAUGAAACAUAAGAGAUAUGGCUAUAACUGUGUCAUCUACGGCUGGGACCCAGCAUGCAUGAUGGGGAACGAAUGGAUCCGGAACAUGAAUGUUCAUAGUUUGCCGCAUGGUUCCCAGCAGCCCUUCUACAACGUAUUGGUGGAGGACGGAUCGUGCCGAUACGCAGCCCAAGAGAACCUGGAGUACAACAUGGAGCCCCGAGAAAUCCCUCACCCGGACAUUGGCCGCUACUUUGCAGAGUUUGCCAGCACGCACUACCUAGCGAACGCUGAGCUGGAGUUCCGGUACCCCGAGGACCCGAGGCUGACGCUUGCAGAUGUCCAGAAAACGUACGGGAACCAGAAAUGAGCUUCUAUCUCUUUGCUGGUGUGAAAGAUGGUUUUUUUGUGCGGUGGCGGCGGCAGCGAGAGCUGCGUCACGGGAACCGUUCUUGACAGUUCUCCGGCUGAACUAGGGAUCACAAUUUUGCUUGAUAACUAGGGGUGAAGUUUUUUGUUCUUUAACCACCCAGCUGAAGCCGUGCCAAUACUAGUGCAAUACUGCAGGACACUUGAGCUGCUGAGGUGUGCAGAUGCUACUUGGCGGAAAUGACUUCUGUGUGCAAAGUACACAGUCCUCCUUACUGCUCUUGGACUUCGAAAGCUCUUUGUUUCCCCACCAAAGACUCGGGGAGUGUUUGGGGUAGCCCAGAGACUGGAAACAUUGGCACCUUACGGAUAGGGUUAGUCCUCCACAUUUGCGGUUCAAUGAAGGUCUUGAGUUAUGUGCAUAUCCCGGAAAGAACACGGCUUUUUCACAGACCUCAUUGCCCACCGUCAAUUCCAUGCAGCCCUGUGCCAAAAUCUUGGGAAUUAUAUUGAAACUUCUUUGUCCAAAGAUCUUGCACUGAGCCGAUCUCCUCCCAUGGCUCCAAACAAUCACUCAUGCUAGCUUUUUUCUCCAGGCUUCAUGGAUUCCAUUUUACACACACACACACACACACACACACACACACACACACACACACACACACCGCACUCCUCUUGCUCUGCACCAGUCUUGGAAGGAGCUGCUCAUGUUGCUGUGAUAUUUCCUUGUGCCUAAAGAGGAGUAUCCAUGCUGUGCUGUGAAAACCUCAUGUUUGUCAAGACAAAUCUCCUGGUUUUUUUUUUGUGUGUGUGUGUUUGUGUAGUCCAGACCUGCCAACCGUUUGGACCCAAUGAGAAUUUUGAGAGCGUGCCAUGGGCACCAGUCACAAAAUGGCUGCCACAGGUGUGGGUGUGUAGCGUGACAGAAAAUGGCCGCCACCCCC